This is a messenger RNA of Salvia splendens (bonfire salvia), 2500 nucleotides long. Its product is annotated as protein transport Sec1a. The record is from RefSeq and is a predicted model, not a curated record. Gene Ontology annotation, biological process: vesicle-mediated transport. Bases 83 to 2089 code for a protein of 668 amino acids. The transcript is spliced from 22 exons. Lineage: Eukaryota; Viridiplantae; Streptophyta; Magnoliopsida; Lamiales; Lamiaceae.
UCCUUUUUUUUUCCUUCGCUCCAAAAAAGAGCAAAAUAACUAAACAUUUUUCAAUUCCGACUUGAAUUCCGGCGCCGGAAAAAUGUCGUUAUCGGAUUCCGAGUGCUCCCAAGCCGCGGAGUACAAGACUCUCCGUAUGGUCAGCCGCGAUCGAUUAUUGUAUGAAAUGCUCCAAGAUUCCAAAGUAGGAGGUCAGAGAUCAUCAUGGAAGGUGCUCAUCAUGGACAAAGUUACUGUAAAAGUGAUGUCUCAUUCAUGCAAAAUGGCAGAUAUCACAGACCAAGAUGUUUCAUUGGUGGAAGAACUGUUUAAAAGGAGAGAGCCCAUGCCUUCAAUGGAUGUAGUAUACUUCAUGCAGCCUGCCAGGGAGAACCUCGUCAUGCUCUUGUCUGACAUGUCAGGGAGAGAACCAUUGUACAGGAAGGCAUAUAUAUACUUUAGUACACCUGUACCAAAAGACCUGGUGUCUCACAUCAAGAGUGAUAUGAGUGUUAUGCCACGUAUUGGUGCCCUAAGAGAGAUGAAUUUGGAGUACUUUCCCAUAGAUACUCAGGCAUUCACAACUGAUCAAGAAAAUGCACUUUAUGAACUCUUUGGUGCUGAGAAUACUCGCAAAGCAGAUGCAUGUUUGAAUCUAAUGGCCUUGAGAAUUGCUAGUGUUUUUGCUUCAUUAAAGGAAUUUCCUUUCGUGAGGUAUAAAAAAGAUUCCAAGGAAGGGGAUGAUGACAGUAAAAAUAGUCGAGAUUUGAUUCCUAAGAAGCUUGCUGAAGCAGUUUGGAAGCACAUCACAACUUAUAGAACUUCCAUUCCCAAGUUCCCAACAACAGAAACGUGUGAAUUACUUAUAGUGGAUAGAUCAAUUGAUCAGAUCGCCCCCAUCAUUCAUGAAUGGACGUACGAUGCUAUGUGUCAUGAUUUACUUGAGCUGGAAGGAAAUAAAUAUGUACACGAGAUUCCUAGCAAAUCGGGUGGUGAGCCUGAACAAAAAGAAGUCCUCUUGGAAGAUAAUGAUGUUCUCUGGGUUGAGCUCAGACAUGCUCAUAUCGCUGAGGCUAGUGAGCGGUUGAGUGAGAAGAUGACCAACUUUGUUUCCAAAAACAAAGCAGCUCAAUUACAACAGAGGGAUGGUAGUGAGCUAUCAACAAGAGACAUACAGAAAAUGGUUCAAGCUUUGCCACAAUAUAAUGAACAGAUGGAGAAACUCUCAAUCCAUGUUGCGAUUGCUGGUAAACUCAAUACUCUUAUCAGAGAAUUGGAUCUUCGGGACCUUGGACAACUGGAGCAAGAUCUUGUAUUUGGCGAUGCAGGAACCAAGGAAGUUAUUACUUAUCUGAGAUCAAACCAGGACGGAUCAACUGAGAAUAAGUUGCGGCUUUUGAUGAUAUAUUGUUGUGUCAGCCCAGAAAAGUUUGAGGGUGACAAAGCAGCAAAACUCAUGCAGUUGGCAAAAUUAACGGAAGAGGACAUGCAAAGUGUCACAAAUAUGAAAUUAAUUGAAGCAGCAGAUUCCAGAAAGACUUCAAAGGGUACCUUCUCGCUUAAAUUUGAUUCAGCAAAGAAAAAGAAUGCAGAAAGAAAGGAUCGAGCUGGAGAUGAAGAGGAGGGAUGGGCACUAUCCCGGUUUUAUCCCAAGUUAGAGGAGUUAAUUGAGCAGUUGGCCAAAGGAGAUUUGCCAAAAGAUGAGUACCAAUGCAUGAACUCUGCCGGCUCUUCCAACGAAUCAAUUAGUGGAGGGGGCUCAAAAAUUCCACCAACUAAACCAGCCCAGUCUACUACAGCUCCCCAUUCGAUGAGAUCAAGACGGACUGCACAGUGGGCCAAAUCUCGUACUUCUGAUGAUGGAUAUUCAAGUGAUUCAGUCUUGAAAACUGCCAAUACUGAUUACAAAAAGAUGGGACAGCGGAUCUUUGCAUUCGUAAUUGGUGGAGCAACAAGAUCCGAGCUUAGGGUUUGCCAUAAACUUACAACCAAAUUCAGGAGGGAAGUAGUCCUUGGAUCAACUAGUCUUGAUGAUCCACCUCAAUAUGUUAAGAAACUUAAGCUAUUGUCUGAAAAGGGGCUUCCAGUGGAUAAUAAUAUGUUUUUCUGAAAAACGAAAGGUUUAUUAUGCCCCUCGAUUGAAGAAAUUUGUUAGUAUGAUCUCGACACGGCUGAUAUAUGUGAAGCAGAAAAACCAAAGGUGGAUUUACUGUUGGCAGAAUUCUGAGUGGAGGAAUUUUAUUCAAGGAGCCAAUUUUGAUAUGGAACUAAAAUUUGAAGACGUUGAAGCACAUAAUUUCAACUUAAUGGUGAUGUGAUCUCAACAUUUUGUUUGAAGCCACACAUAGGUUAUCAACAAAGUAGAAGCAUUUCAAACAUCUCAGAAGAUUCUAAGUUUAGUAACUUUAAGAUGAAUCUGAGAUCGUUGGUAUUGUAUUCAUUGUUUUAUUGCAAGUACAUUUAUAAGAAGAAUCACUUGCUGCAGUUGAUUAGAGGAUGAUGAAGCGUAUUUAAUUGGUAA